UUCCCUUCCUUUCAAUUGGGCCGCAAUUGAAUCUUUUUCGCUUCUGAAUCUGUGCCCUAGCUUCUUCUUCCUCUUCCUCCGCCAUUGCAGGCACAGGCCUCAGCCAACCAACCAAACCCAAUUCUCGAGGGAUCGGAACCUGAGUCGCCGCCAUGGGGAAGAAGAAGAAGAGGGUUUCCUCGAAGGUGUGGUGUUACUACUGCGAUCGCGAAUUCGACGACGAGAAGAUCUUGGUGCAGCAUCAGAAGGCCAAGCACUUCAAGUGCCAUGUCUGCCACAAGAAGCUCUCCACCGCCGGCGGCAUGGCCAUCCACGUCCUCCAGGUCCACAAGGAAUCCGUCACCAAGGUGCCUAAUGCAAAACCUGGAAGAGAGAGUACGGAUAUUGAAAUAUAUGGAAUGCAAGGGAUUCCACCGGAUAUCUUGGCUGCUCAUUAUGGUGAAGAAGAGGAUGAUGUUCCAUCAAAGGCAGCCAAGGUGGAUAUUCCAUCAACUCAGCUUGUAGGUGGAAUGGUGCCACCUCCUUUGGGAGCAGGAUACCCCCCUCGAGCAACCUUGCCCACAAUUCCAUCAGUUUAUAAUCCAGCUGUACCCAUGCCUCCAAAUGCUUGGGUGGUUCCACCUCGACCUCAGCCUUGGUUUCCACAGCCUCCAACUGUUUCAGUUCCUCCUCCUGCUCCAUACACUCAGCAGCCAUUAUUUCCUGUGCAGAACAUGAGGCCUCCACUGCCAGCGACUGCUUCUCCUGCACUUCAAUCUCAAAUUACUCCUCCUGGAUUGCCUACACCUGCACCCAUCCCAGUUUCACAACCUUUAUUUCCUGUUGUUGGAAAUAACCAUACUAUAACACAAACUUCGACAAUUUCUACUGCACCUCUGUCCUCGAGUGUUCCAUCAGUUACUCCAGUGCUGCCUACAAAUGUCCCUGUUGAUGCACAUUUGACUGCCAACCCUUCAGUAACAAGUAGUUAUCAGGCUAUAGGGGUUCCAGGUGGAGUAGCUAGUAACUCACAUUCUUAUGCUUCUGGCCCAAAUACUGGUGGUCCUUCAAUCGGGCCUCCCCCAGUAAUUGCAAACAAAGCUCCUGCAUCUCAGCCUGCCACCAACGAAGUCUACUUAGUUUGGGAUGAUGAGGCAAUGUCCAUGGAGGAAAGAAGAAUGUCUUUGCCAAAAUAUCAGGUGCAUGAUGAAAGUAGCCAGGUAAGUCAUACUACCUCUGUAAUAAAUGGAGUUGCUUUCACAUCUAACCAGAUGAGUAGGCUUUAUGCUUCCUGUUUUCAGAUUCAGUUGUUUACACAUUGUUUCCUAUUUAAAGAGGUACAUUCUGUAUAAAUUUAUAAUUCUUUUCAAAAAUAAAAUAAAUGGAUAGAAAAUAUGAUCCUUUUGAACCCCCCCUCUUCUCUCCAACCUAAAUGGGUAAUGCAUGCUGUUUUAUUUUGAACGGCCUAUAUGGCUGCAAGCUAUGCCUCCUUAUUUUAUGGGCAUCUAAAGAUUCAAAUAGGUGUGGUAUUAAUUUCUUUUGGUAGUUAAUUAUAAUUACCACAACAUAAUUGUGAAGCUUGCUGCAAACAACCAACUUCGUGAUCUUUCAUCCCAGCAUUUGUACACCAUAAAAGAGUAUGUAUACAUGCUUUUUAUCGGGUUUGGUUUUGCCAAUAUUAUUCUGUAUCCCCCUGCUUGAUUUUUAAGUUUGGGGCUUUGGGUGGAAAAUGGUCUUACCCAACAGAUUUUUGCCCAUUCGUAGCAUCAUUACAAUUUAUUUUAUGGAACAAGUGAAUUCAGACUUGGCCCAGGUCAGCUUCUUUCGCAGAGUUUGGAUCUCUUGCCUAGGACGAUGCUCUAAAAUAUUCGGUUUAUUGUUGUAAUUUGUGGUCUAUGCUUACUUACUGAUCAUUAUUAUCAUUUUAUCUUUCAGAUGAGCUCCAUUGAUGCAGCCAUAGAUAAGAGGAUACUUGAAAGCAGGCUGGCUGGUCGUAUGGCGUUUUAGAACAAUCUUAUCCAUAUAUUCUUGUCAUAUUUCUUCAGUGAUAUGGGCUCAAAACGGCAUUUUAAAAAGCUUGACAGCGUUUGUUCAAUAUUCCUUUAUUCAAGAUCCAGCAAGUAACAUUGUCAUCGGUGCGAUUCUUUUGCCAAAAUGGGUAUUGGGCCUAUCUUCAUAGUGGAAUGAAUCAAAGGAAAAAGAUUGAAAUGGUUCUGAUUUCUUACUAGGAAGUUUCAAAACUUGAUUAUUUCUCAUUUCAUACCUUUUCUCCCUUUGAUGUUUGUAGUCAACCUUUAGGAUAUGAUACUGAAAAGAGUAUUAUAUAUUUUGUGUAAUUUAGAUUACAUGUUUUGGGUGGAAAAUUGAAGGCAAUUCUUGGUUCUUCGUUAUUAGUUUCUA
This is a messenger RNA of Cajanus cajan (pigeon pea), 2379 nucleotides long. RefSeq names its product zinc finger (C2H2 type) family protein (gene SUF4). The record is from RefSeq and is a predicted model, not a curated record. Gene Ontology annotation, biological process: regulation of DNA-templated transcription. Gene Ontology annotation, cellular component: nucleus. NCBI's taxonomy places the organism in Eukaryota, Viridiplantae, Streptophyta, Magnoliopsida, Fabales, Fabaceae. Gene Ontology annotation, molecular function: DNA binding.